Bombina bombina (fire-bellied toad) is the source of this 2723-nucleotide messenger RNA. RefSeq names its product peroxisomal membrane protein 4 (gene PXMP4). The record is from RefSeq and is a predicted model, not a curated record. The coding region runs from base 186 to 974 and encodes 262 amino acids. Gene Ontology annotation, cellular component: peroxisomal membrane. Lineage: Eukaryota; Metazoa; Chordata; Amphibia; Anura; Bombinatoridae. The transcript is spliced from 4 exons.
CUUAUUGUUGUGGGUGAAGAGCAGAAAAUAAUCUGAAACAUAAUACGAAGGUUGAAAUCUCAUCUACAUUGUUCCACGAGAUGUGCUUAUGUUUUUACAUAUAGUAGCAGCAGUAGUAGUAUCACAAUAUAUGCCGGCCGUUCUCAAACAAAACAGGAUACCGAUGUAGUAAAAGUUCCCUUUACAUGUCACAGUCAGGAACACUUUCUAUAGACGGAACCAAAGAGACAUUGCUCUGUGUCUGCACCUACGUAUUUCAGUGUAGUACGUGCAACAAUGAAAAGUAUCCUCCCAGGAACACGGAAGUUAUAUUUGAUCUGACAGAGGCCAGAGCCAGGAUGGCGGACACAGUGUCAAAGAGUUUAGUUCGUGUGGUUAAUGAGUUGAUAAAGAAACGAAGAUAUCAAGCGGCACUGGCUGUGAUCAAGGGCUUUCGCAAUGGGGCUGUAUAUGGAGCAAAAAUCCGAGCACCUCAUGCACUGGUGAUGACGUUUCUGUUUAAAAGUGGAAGUUUAAAAGAGAAGUUGAAAGCCAUCCUGCUGGCAACAUACACACAUUCCCGCAAUCUGGCCUUCUUUGUGUUCACCUAUAAAGGGCUCCUGGCUGCUCAAGAAAAGUUGCACGGCAGCAAGUGGCAAAUUCACUCCUUCCUGGCUGCCUGCGUGGGAGGCUGGCUGGUGUUUGGAGAAAAUAACCACAUAAACAGCCAGAUCAACAUGUACUUGCUGUCGCGUGUACUCUUUGGUCUCUCACGGCUGGCGGUGGAAAAAGGUUAUAUUCCGGAGCCCAGAUAUGAUGUGUUUCCUAUUUUCUCUGCACUGGUUUGGGGCUUUGUGCUCUGGCUGUUUGAGUAUCACAGACAGACACUGCAGCCAUCUCUGCAGUCAUCCAUGACAUAUCUCUAUGAUGACAGUAACAUAUGGCAUGAUAUCUCUGACUUCCUUAUCUACAACAAGCCCAAACCUGCAAAGUAAUUUUCUAGUUGCAUCUCUCUUGUGUUUAACAAGAGGCAUCCUACAGGGUAUUGCAGAGAUCCUGUCCUUUCUUCCUGAGAGAGCUGAAUUUAUCCAUACAAAGCCUGUUGCAUGGAAGGAUGAAGGGAGAGAGGGUGAAGAUGCUGCUGCCUUCAAAAGCCACAAUUAUUUGUAUUAUAAUUUGCCAUAAUUUAUGACUAAUUACUGUUAAUAUUGGGAGAAGUUAAAGGGACGAGGAACACAAAUUCUUUCAUGCAUUUUAAAAGAUGUUUUAAAUAUAUAUAUUUUUUUUAAUUUUGUAUUUAAAAUGAAGGUAUAGAAAAUGUGAACAUGAAAAUAAACUGAAGAAUUGCAGGUGGGUCUUAUGUUCUAACCCAAACACACAUUAUUGUAAAGUGAGUGUCUAGGAAGUGCUAUAAGAUAAACUUUAAAUGGAUACAAAACAGUGCUCCUUUAAACAAAAAUACUAAAUCAAAGUCAAACUAAAAAAAAAAACAGAGAGAGAGGGCCUGGUGGGUAAAAACCACAAACAACAAAAAUCCUAGCAAGAACUUCAAAGGGAAAAUGACUCCUUUGCCUUUCUGUAAAGAUUGUAGCCCCUUGUGGGCCCUGUACAAAUUUAGUUAAAAACAAAGAAAUAAAAGGUAAAACACUUUUAAAAUUAUGAAUACAAAUUGCAAUGGUUUCUAUUAAGUAUAAGCCACUGUUUUGGGACUUUAUUACAACAAUGAAAGGCUGUUUUAUAUCCUUUUAAAGGGACAUUCAAUUGCUGGACAUAACUUUAAUUUUUUUUAAUAUUCCCUAGCUAUUCUCCUAUGCCUGUAGUUCUCUUUAGAGCAAUUCACUUAAUUUAUCUCUACAGGUUGGUGAAGCGCUUCAUCUUCAUACUAUGGGCUUGAUUUAUCAAGCUGGGGCAGAAAGGGGCGUUUACAUUCACCCCUGUCCACCCCAGCUCGAAACGUUUUUUGCACCCUGUGCAGAUGUGAAUGUUCUUGUACUUCAGUUGAGGGGUUUAUAUGUUUGCAGCUUUUAUGGACCUUUUUAAAAGUUGCAGAACGUACAUAAGAGAGACUUUUGUGAAUAAUAGAGUAAUUCAGGAAUGUAAAGCUCUCCUGCUCUGUAUUAUGCAUGCUACCUAUGCACAGUAAUGUCACUGUGAAUGUGCACCGCUUAUGUCACAGAGGGCAAGAAUACCUGAGAGUAUGAUCGCACCCAGUAGGAAGAUGUGGAGCUUCACCAACCAGCACCAGUAAUGGGUUUAAAUAAGAGAUCGAAUUUAAGAGCUGCAGGCACAAGAGGUAAAACAGAAGCAUGGUGAAUAGGAACCAUGCUUUUGUAAUAAUACUGCUGUUUAUGUUUCUAUAACAAGGCUAGGGUUGUUCAAGAGCUGGAGACAAACCAGUUUUAAAGUAUAUUCCUGUGUGUUUAUAGUCCUUUAUUGGUUCAGGCAGGUUUAUUCUGUAACAAAUCUUGCCAGUCCAUGGCCUUUUGAGCACCUGUAUUGGAGCACACUAGCCUAGUUAUAAAUACAUAAAGAGCAGUAUUCUAGCAAUUAAAGCAACAACUACAACAGCAUGGUUACUAUUCACAGUGGGGAAUAGACUAGUCGCUUCUGUCAUGUUCCCCCUGUUUUACAUCAUUUGUAUUUUCUCCUUUUUGUGUUUUUUUUUUCAUUCUAUAAUAUUAAAAACUUUAUUUUAAAUGCAUGCAAGAACAAAUGCUAAUUAAAGUCUCUUUAAAUGAACAACA